AUGGCACUCACAGAUCAACACCUAUCACAGACGCAGUUUGUUAAUCAAAACUCUCAAAACAUCAACGAAAAGGCUCAUCAAAGUUUUUCUACCUCAAAUUUCCAGCAGCCAGUAAAUUCCUCAACAUCAACUUCAACCUCUACAUCAUCCGGCCAGAAUGUUUUUGCUGGUCAACAACAGACAACCUCAAAUAAAUCAACAAAAGUGGUUAAAAAAAGAGCCAUUCUGUCGAAAGAUAAAACAGGAAUUUUAAAGAAUUACUACCAGAAUAACUUCAACUUUCCCUAUCCUGAUUGGGAAACAUGUGAGUCCCUGGCCAGCCAGUGCGGAAUUUCCAGCCCUCAAGUUAAUAAGUGGUUCAGCAAUAGAAGGAACAAGGACAAAAAUACCAGGAAUCUAACCGACAUUGCUAAUAGGAGGGGAAGAGGAGGCAACUAA
This is a messenger RNA of Helobdella robusta, 438 nucleotides long. RefSeq lists its product as hypothetical. The transcript is spliced from 2 exons. The record is from RefSeq and is a predicted model, not a curated record. Gene Ontology annotation, biological process: regulation of transcription by RNA polymerase II; cell differentiation. Gene Ontology annotation, molecular function: DNA-binding transcription factor activity, RNA polymerase II-specific; RNA polymerase II cis-regulatory region sequence-specific DNA binding. NCBI's taxonomy places the organism in Eukaryota, Metazoa, Annelida, Clitellata, Rhynchobdellida, Glossiphoniidae. Bases 1 to 438 code for a protein of 145 amino acids.